UUAUGUGAUUGGUUUAUAAAUACUCUGCUAUGUGAGAGAGAGAGUUUACUUGCUACAUUCACAAAUAAAACUUGCAAAAUGGGAAGGGUUGAGUAUUUGGCCAUGAAGACUUCGGAGGAGACGACUGCGAACCUGAUCAAUUCCGAUCUGAAUGAGUUCGUCGCCGCCACAAAGAAGCUCGUGAAAGACGUAAGGCUGCUCGGCGGGUUAGGCUUCGGCACGUCUUUCCUCCAAUGGGCUGCUUCAAUUUCCGCCAUCUAUCUAUUGAUAUUGGAUCGGACCAACUGGAGAACCAAAAUGUUGACUAGCCUUUUAGUGCCAUACAUCUUUUUCACACUUCCUACGGUUAUCUUCCACUUCUUUAGCGGAGAUUUUGGGAAAUGGAUUGCUCUCAUCGCGAUCACAAUAAGGCUUUUCUUCCCUAAAGAGUUUCCAGAGUGGCUAGAGAUCCCGGCAGCAUUGAUUCUUCUUCUGGUGGUUGCGCCGAGACUCAUUGCUGAGACACUAAGAGAAAAUUGGGUUGGAGCAGUAAUAUGUCUUGCAAUAGCAUGUUACCUUUUCCAUGAACACGUUAAAGCUUCUGGUGGAUUCAAAAAAUGUUUUACCGAGAAGCAUGGAAUUUCCAAUACCCUUGGGAUCGUUGCCCUCCUCGUUUACCCGAUUUGGACCAUAUUUUUCCACAUCUUCUAAGUCCACUCCAACACCCAUUGGCUUGUAUUGUAGUCUUGAAUUAAGAUUCAAAGUUUAAAUUGCAUAAUGUCUUUAUAAGAAGCAUUUCAGUUGUGCUGACUUGUAAGUUCUUUUAUCUUGUAUGUAUUUGCCUUGUAAGAAAUGUGAGUUUUUUUUUUUUUAUAUUGGUUGGUGUGUUGAAAAAGAUCUUGAAUA
Camelina sativa (false flax) is the source of this 885-nucleotide messenger RNA. RefSeq names its product cold-regulated 413 plasma membrane protein 4. NCBI's taxonomy places the organism in Eukaryota, Viridiplantae, Streptophyta, Magnoliopsida, Brassicales, Brassicaceae. Gene Ontology annotation, cellular component: membrane. The record is from RefSeq and is a predicted model, not a curated record.